Molecule: messenger RNA, 1445 nt
Organism: Prorocentrum cordatum
Lineage: Eukaryota; Dinophyceae; Prorocentrales; Prorocentraceae
Source: the annotation of a GenBank genome assembly
GUCCCCCAAGAGGACCAUAGCCAUUUUGGCUCAAGCCGUCGUCAGGUUCUUGCCCCAGGGCUUCGGUGCCACGCAAAGCUGCCACACCGCAUUCCCUCCGAGCAGAGCCCCAGCGGGCGCAGGAGGCGCAACGAUGCUCCAGGCUCUGCCUCUCAGUCAGCUUUGGGAGACCGAGGAAGCGCCCGAGACUCUGAAAUUCUCGGACAAGGUUGCCAAGACGUCGUGGUGGCAGCUUUCCGAGGAAGAGUUCUCCAGCACACCCCGUGGCAACGAGGUCAGCAAGGACUGCAUGAGCUGGGCAAGGAUCCGGACUCCUUCCCCAGAGUACAGGUACACCUCGCGCGGCUCGUCGGGGCUGUAUCCGCUCCCAUACCCCGAGCUGCCGCCCGCAGUGCAGCAGCCGUGCGCAUUGUACCCUGAGGCGACGACAGCGCUAGACGUGGUGGCGCGUGAGCCCGCGGACUCCGAGAGCCCGAGCGGCAGUGCCCACCAGCUCCAGCUGCGGAAGGUGCUCAGCAUCGGAUCGGUGGGCCACCCGUACAACUGUGGCCUGCCCUGCAAGUACUCGCGCGGCAGUCGCGUGUGCAAGGAGGCCGCUGCUUGCCCACGCUGCCACGUUUGCCUGUGGAAACGCUCCGAUGAGCGUGCCCGAACAACGGAGAAGCGCGCCCGCGUGCGCACGGCGGAGGCGGAGCCGACGGAGCAGGCGGAGCAGACAGAGACGAGCGAAUGAACUUUGAGGCGAUCGGCCAGGCCGGGUUGCAAACGGGUUCGGCGGGGGAGCCCGCGAAUUUUGAGGCGAGCACUUUUGCUCGACGGAGGUGGGGUUGAUUGGUGUGAUCGCAACGCCUCUGAUUUGCAGCAAGUGUUGUUAGGGCAGUGCGUAGUGGAGUAGAGCUCUGCUCGCUAUCUGCCCCUGUUGGCAUGCUUACUCCUAGGUGGGUGGGGUGUCAAAGCUUCUAUGGCCGGGAUAUCCCGAUGUGCCAUUUCGUGUCGUGCACGACGUGCGUGCGAAGUUGCGCGACAGUGCCAUCGCUCAUCAGGCUCGAGGUGUUAAUAUGUCUUGAUGCUUCCGUGCGCUAAAGGCACGGUGGCGGAUCUGAGUUUCGCUUUGAGCCGUUCAGCGUAGUUUAGCCUAGCUUGGCCCAGUGUUUCUCUGCUUUUCUUAGCUUGAAUCAGCUUAGCGGGUUUCCUUGCGCGGCUAGCUUAGCCGAGUGCAUCGCCGACAAAUCCAGCACAGCCUGGCCUACAUGAGAGCCGCUGGGGCACGCAUCCGUCUAGCUGUACAAAUUCGAGUAGAGCGCUUGAAUUUGCCGCCGGACGCUAAGAGGUCCGCGACAUCUCAGAGUACAGCUGGGACACGUGAUGAGCUUGGACGGACCCAGCACAACAACAAAAAAAACGAGUCCCCCAAGAGGACUCCCGAGAGCGCCUCCAGAAGCAAA